Molecule: messenger RNA, 4018 nt
Organism: Oxyura jamaicensis (ruddy duck)
Lineage: Eukaryota; Metazoa; Chordata; Aves; Anseriformes; Anatidae
Gene: ANKRD34C
Product: ankyrin repeat domain 34C
Molecular function (GO): protein binding
Source: RefSeq, a predicted model, not a curated record
UGGGGGCGCGGGGGCGAGGCACUUACCGGGCCGGGGCCGCGCAUCCUCCUCUGGGCAGGCUCCGGGGACAGCCGGUGAGCUGCGGGGCGCUGCGGGCUGGCGGUCCCUCGGGGGGGCACCCGGGUGGGCACGGCGGAGGGCUGGAAGCCGCUGCCGGCUGCACGGCCCGGGAGGGGCAGCGGGAGCAGGGGGCGAGCAGGCGGCAGGGUCUCCGAGCCUCCGACGUUCCCGCAGGGCCGGGCGUUUGCUGCCCCUUCCAGCAGAGCUCCGAGCCGCUGCUGGUGCCUCGUGCACGGAGCUCAGCGGCUCUCAGAGCUGCGGGUGCUGCUCCUCGAGGAGGCAGGCACGGGGCCAGGAGGCACUCAGAUCCUGGGCGGUGGCACUGGGGCAGCACACAGAGCCUUGCCCAGCUGAAUUUCCUGGAGCCAGCCUGUGCCAGGCAGAGUCAGGGAGCACUUUCCAGAAGAGACCGUGCCCGUUGAGCCUCUUGAACCAGUCCUGCCACGAGUGGAAGCUGCUCUCCUACAGUACUCUCCUGCACAAGCAGCUCACAUCACCACGAAGCAGCACAGGGUUACAGACAGCAUGACAGCAGCUGCUUAACAUCUCCUUCAACAGUGAGGAAGCAAAGAUCACAGCCUCAGCUCAAGAAGCCGCAGGAGAUGCUCACAGCCUCCAGCAGGCUCUGCCUUACAGCCCAAGGGACCUCUGAGACACAGCAGACACCACACCAGCAUCGGGACCGUUCUGAUUUCUCUGGCACUCGAUGAAAUCAGUUGCAUCCAGGCAAACACCAGCACGGCUGUUGAAGUAGAGCUGGAAGAGCGAGGCAAGAUGAUCUGAGAGUUGGAUUGCCAGGGGCAGCAAGAGCAGAGCUGCUCCACGAGGGGAGGCCAGCCGUAAGCAGCAGGCAACCAUCACGCAGGCAGGUGGGGAGACCCCAUCAGCAGGGACAAGCUGGUGACAGGUCCCAUCAACAGAGAGCAUCGGGCCAAGCUGCCGGCUGACGCUGCCGUUCCCUGCCAGUGAGCAGCGGGCGCCAUGGACGAGGAGACGGUGCUGCAGAUGGGGGGGAACUCCCUCCUGAAGGCAGUGUGGCUUGGCCGGCUCCGGCUGACCAGGCUCCUGCUGGAAGGGGGGGCUUACAUCAACGAGAGCAACGAGAAAGGGGAGACCGCCCUCAUGGUGGCCUGCAUCACCAAGCACGUUGACCAGCAGAGCAUCAGCAAGGCCAAGAUGGUGAAGUACCUGCUGGACAACAGAGCCGACCCCAACAUCCAGGACAAGUCUGGGAAGACGGCCCUCAUGCACGCCUGCAUCCGAGGCGCCGGGGGAGAGGUGGUGUCCCUGCUGCUGGAGAACGGGGCUGACCCCAGCCUGGAGGACCACUCCGGAGCCUCCGCGCUGGUCCACGCCAUCAACGCGGACGACAAGGCCGUGCUGCAGCACCUCCUGAACGCCUGCAGAGCAAAAGGGAAGGAGGUGAUCAUCAUCACCAUGGACAAGUCAGCCACCGGCACCAAGGCCACCAAGCAGUACCUGAACGUGCCCCCCUCGCUGGAGUUCAAGGACAGGCCCCCCCCUGAGGCGUGCACGGCAGCCCCCAGCCUCAGCCUGACAGCAGCCGUCCCGUCCCCCCCACUCGCUGAGAAGGAGGACGGGGCCUUCGGGCCGCACUCGGCCCAGCCCGGGGACAGCCCCCCUGCCAAGGCCACCGCCGAGCCGCCCUCCCCCGGGAGGAAAAGCGGCGCUGCCAAGAGAGCGCGGCUGCCCCAGCUGAAGCGGCUGCAGUCCGAGCCCUGGGGGCUGGUCGCGCCCUCGGUGCUGGCCGCCUCCGCGCACCACGAGGAGCAGCGGGUGCGCACGGACGACGAAGUCAUCAUGGGCAUCGGUGAGCUCUCCUUUUCCAAAAAGGCUCCCCUCACCCGGAGCAACAGCAGCAAGAGCAAAGACCCGUCUCUCUUCCCCCUGGUAGACGAGCAGGCUCUGAGGACGCCCUCGGCCUCGGGGCCGGUCUCCAGGAAGGCGCCCUACGAGAAGAGCCCGGCCGGCCCCCAGCGCCUGCCCCGCAGGAGCACGGUGCCCGAGCAGACGGAGAGCGGUGGCCCCGGCUCCGCGGGCCCGGCGGCGAUGGAGGCGCUGCACUGGCGGAGGCUGGGCGCCGAGCACCACGACUGCGAUGACGGCACGGGGCCAGCCGAGGUGGGGAAGGUGGCCUCGGAGAGGAGGAAGCUGAACGGGUCCCACCUGGCCCUGCUCAACGGCUCGCGGGAGGCCCUGGACAGCCUCGCCAGCACAUCGCCCGGCGCUGUCCGGCGCCGACCGCCCAACCUCCUGGAGCGGCGAGGGUCUGGGACCCUGCUGCUAGACCACAUCUCUCAUACCCGGCCGGGGUACCUGCCCCCUCUGAAUGUGAACCCCAACCCCCCCAUCCCUGACAUUGGCUCCAGCAGCAAGUCUUCCUCCCUGCUCGCUGCUGGCUUGAAGUCCCUGGUGCCCAUCGCUCCCAGCUCACCCAAGCGGGGUGACUUGAGAACCAAAAAGAAGCUUCUCCGGAGACACUCCAUGCAGGUGGAGCAGAUGAGGCAGCUCUCUGAUUUUGAGGAAAUAGUGGCCCAGUAGCUGAGUCACAGUCGAUUUCCCACAAAAUUUACCAAAUACGUGCUCUCUGUAGAAACAUAAAUGAUGGUUCCUGAACAGAGCGGUCGCUGGCUCCGGGGAAGUGCUGGCAGCCCUGGGUGUUCAGCCCCGUGCCCAGGGGCUGAGUGAGGAGGGUCUCGUGCUGCUUCCCAGAGCUGGGGAGAGCCAGGAGUCGCAGGUGGCAAGGAAUCAAGCCCAAGCAUCUGAAGCAUCUGUCAUGUACUGAUAACUCAUUUCUGGACUUUCCCCCAAGAGUAACUAUCUGAGAAAUCCGAUCCCAGAACAUCUCACGCACAGAGUCAGGCUUCACACAAAGGCUCCUGGCUGCAGUUUAUUUAUUCCUGAUUAUUUAUGACCCGUUUUCCUUCCAUCCCACUCAUUCUAAUACAGAAACUGGUCUGGGAGCCCCACGCCAGGGAGCCGGGGGCUGAUGUAUUUGUGAAGUGCCUACCAGGAAGGAGCUUAAUGCUGCAAGAGGUUGGAAGAGCAGAAAUAACCCUCCUUAGCAAUUGAAUGUAUUUAUACCCUCACUGUGCUGGAGAAGGGAGACGAUUCCUGCCUCAGAGAUUUCCGAGCACUUUGAAACGCCAGAGGCUGAGCUAAAUCUGUUGCUGGUGCAACCCAGUGUCUUCAGCAGGCCUGCCACCAGGACGGGUUUGCCUCAGCGUCUCGAGAGCCACCAAGGCGCAGGGGCAGUUCCCAGCACACUGAGCAACUCCAAGCACUGACGUCCCGGCUUGUCCCCGGGGGAAGCUUCCCCCAGCGGAGCGAGGGUGACGAGGAUGGCACGUGGCGAGCACCAGGGCUUCGUGUCAGCCGCAGGCAGCCGCAGCCAGGACACCCCUCUCCUGCUGACCCCGCUGCCACCACGGUCCUUCGGGGUGAAGUGGACACGGGCUCGGCUCCGCAUGCCGGGCUGGGGCACGGUUCUGUCGCCACCUCCAGCCCUCGGCCGUCCCGAACCCACCUGCGACGAGCUGGUUCCUGACCCAGGGCAUCAGCGGUCUUUCUCCGGGCUGUUGCAAAACUUUGCACGGGUCCUGCGUGCAGCAGCGUUGUGUUCUGGUUUUAUCUGCACAAGAAUGUUCCCCGAAAGUGCAUUUUAGAUUUAAAUACGCUAUUUAGAGCAAAGGUGGGCUUAUAUUUUUACAGCCUUAAAGUUUACACUUCCUGUCUGUCAAAUGUCAUAGAUUGAAUUCCAGGCGUAUUUUACCUAUAACAAUGAAGUUUGUCUUAUAUUUUGGGCUGUGGAAUUUUAAAUCCCAUAGCUCUCAUUUCUAAAUAUCCUGAUAUUUUGUGGUGUGUUUGGGUUUUUUUAAAGUAAUAUUUAAUGUCAUUUGCCAGUGGUCUGAGAAAACAAUGGUGCCUGCAAACCGCA